This is a messenger RNA of Vicia villosa (hairy vetch), 2236 nucleotides long. RefSeq names its product aluminum-activated malate transporter 12-like. The transcript is spliced from 6 exons. The record is from RefSeq and is a predicted model, not a curated record. Lineage: Eukaryota; Viridiplantae; Streptophyta; Magnoliopsida; Fabales; Fabaceae. Bases 120 to 1754 code for a protein of 544 amino acids. Gene Ontology annotation, cellular component: plant-type vacuole membrane. Gene Ontology annotation, biological process: malate transport.
UAUAAAGUUGUUCAGGUCUCUUGUAGAAGAUUAUAGUUCUCACUUCUCACCAUUAUACAUCUAGAAUCCUCAUUAUCUCACAAAAAAUAUAUUUCCAUUUGAGAAAUUUUUAUUGAGAAAUGGUUCCUAAGGUUCAUAAUGAUCUUGAAAUGAGUGUGGCUUGGAAUGAGAGUGGUGAAAAGAUUGAGAAUUGGAAGAGACGUAUGCAUGUUUUUGGUGAGAGGUUUAAAAGGUUUCCUUGUUUGGCUUGGAAGACUAUAUGGAAAGUGGGAUGUGAUGAUCCUAGAAGGAUGAUCCAUGCAUUCAAAGUUGGUUUAUCUCUUACUCUUGUUUCAUUGCUGUAUGUUUUGGAGCCACUCUUUAAAGGGAUUGGCCAAAAUGCUAUUUGGGCUGUCAUGACCGUCGUCGUGGUUUUCGAGUUCACCGCAGGGGCAACUUUAUGCAAGGGGCUGAAUAGAGGAUUGGGAACACUAUUAGCAGGACUAUUGGCAUUUCUUCUAGAUUAUCUUGCAAAUCGAUCCGGUCAGAUACUUCAAGCUGUUUUCAUUGCAGUUGCGGUUUUGGUAAUAGGAUCUGCAGCCACAUAUAUUAGGUUCAUUCCUUCUAUAAAGAAGAAUUAUGAUUAUGGUGUGGUUAUAUUUCUCUUAACCUUCAACUUGUUAACUGUUUCAAGUUAUCGAGUUGAUCACGUCCUCAAGCUUGCACAUGACCGCUUCUACACCAUAGCCAUAGGUUGCGCUGUUUGUCUUGUGAUGAGUCUUUUUGUCUUUCCGAAUUGGUCGGGCGAAGAUUUACAUCAUUCCACUGCUUUCAAACUCGACGGCCUAGCCAAAUCUAUAGAAGCUUGUGUCAAUGAAUAUUUCUAUGGAGAAGUUGAUUUUUCCGGUGAUGUAAAAUCAUCGGAAGAUCCAAUUUACAAAGGUUAUAAAGCUGUUUUGGAUUCAAAAUCCACAGAUGAAACAUUGGCAUUACAUGCAAGUUGGGAGCCAAGAUAUUUUAGGUACUGUCACAAAUUUCCAUCACAACAGUAUGUAAAAGUCGGCAACGUUCUUCGUCAAUUUGGAUAUACAGUAGUAGCUCUACAUGGCUGUUUGAGAACUGAAAUUCAGACACCGCAAUCUGUUCGAGUUCUAUUCAAGGACCCUUGCAUAAGACUAGCAGCAGAAGUAUCAAAAGUACUGAUAGAACUUGCCAGCAGCAUAAGAAGUCGACGCCAUUGCUCGCCAGAAAUACUCUCUGAUCAUCUUCAUGAAGCAUUAAAAGACCUCAACACCGCGAUAAAAUCACAGCCACGCCUCUUCUUAAGCUCCAAAGACAUCCAAGCCAAUAACAUGCUCGCAACCAUGGCUGCUGCACAAGCAGGAGCAGCAGAACAGAUCAUGAAGCAUGGGAAAAGCUCGUUGCCAAGUGUUAAAACAGAUUCUUCAGCCUUGUUAGAUUGGAAAACCAAAAGGGUGUCUGCUGAGCAGACUAAGGACGUAGAACAGUUACCGGAACGUAAGGUGUUGAGAAGCCAGAUGAGUAAAAUUGCUAUUACUAGUCUUGAGUUUUCUGAAGCACUGCCUUUUGCUGCUUUUGCUUCUUUGCUUGUGGAAACGGUGGCGAAACUGGAUUUGAUCAUUGAUGAAGUUGAAGAACUCGGGAGGUUGGCGUGUUUUAAAGAGUAUAGACAUGGUGAUGAGUUUUUUGAUAGUAGUGAGAAACCAAGAGUUGAUGUGUUGGAGAAUCAUUUACCAUCUCAUGGAGGAGAAUGAUUCUGAAUGGAAACAAACAAGGAAAUACAUUAUUCUUUAUUUGGUAUUUUAUAAAUGAUUUUCAUGAUGUAUAUCUUAGAUUCUGUUUUAUCAUAUCAGACUAUGUAAUAUAGUUUAGGUCUCUAAUACUUUUACACUUCCAUCUAUUCAUUUUUCUUCUUUCUAUUUGAGAUCAAGUUCAACAUUGUUUGGAACUAAUUGAGAAUGUUUGCACUUCAUUCUAACACGGUAUCAGAGUCAAACUGCCUUAUGGCUUAACCGUCGAUCCAAACCAAACAGACUAAAAAUAAUGGCAUGUGGAACUCGAAAACCUUGAGCCAAAGCAAACAAAAACAAAGUAGGCUCGAGGCAACAAAAAAAAAACUGAUUCGGCUACAAUUGCAGAUGCAGUAUUAUUGUGGAAACGUCUAAAACAUCUAUAUUACGAAUGAAAUUGUUGUUGUGGACCAUAAUUUAGAACUUCGGGCCAAAGGCCUCUUGGA